Molecule: messenger RNA, 2287 nt
Organism: Hypomesus transpacificus
Lineage: Eukaryota; Metazoa; Chordata; Actinopteri; Osmeriformes; Osmeridae
Gene: gab3
Product: GRB2 associated binding protein 3
Exons: 10
Coding region: 233-2119 (628 amino acids)
Source: RefSeq, a predicted model, not a curated record
CUCUCUCUCUCUCUCUCUCUCUCUCUCUCUCUCUCUCUCUCUCUCUCUCUCUCUCUGCUCUCCUUGUCUGUCAGUGUGAUCAAUGGCUUGACUUCCUCCUUUUGGUACGGCUGUAGGCUGUAUACAAGAACACAGGAUCUGCUUGGCGAUACGUUCAGUUUCACAUCAGCGGUUACAUUAGCUUGAAGAGAAUUACACCUUGAAAACACAACGGAUUUACUCUGCAGUCAAGAUGAGUGCAGGGGAUGAGGUCUGCACCGGCUGGCUCAUCAAAUCUCCCCCUGAAAAAAAACUGAAGAGAUUUGCGUGGAGGAAGCGAUGGUUUGUGCUUCGCGGCGGGCGCAUGAGCGGAAACCCUGACGUCCUGGAGUACUACAGGAACAAGACGUCUAGGAGGCCCAUCCGCACCAUCGACCUGAAGGAGUGUGAGGUCCAGCUGAUGCAGGAGCAGUGGCUGGUCAGGAGGGAGUUCCAGAACCAGCAUCUGUUCGUGGUGAAGACCUCCUCACGGGUCUUUUACCUGGUGGCCAAAACGGAGGAGGAGAUGAAAUGCUGGGUGUACAGCAUCAGCCAGAUCUGCCACUGCGGACCUCUGGACGAUGGAACAGUUUCAGAAUCAGAGGAAGGCUUCUCUCAGACCCCGACCUCUCAGCAGCCCUCGCCCGCGACGUCCUUUACAGGAAACCAUGACAGGCGAGCGACGCUGAACCAAUCAGAAUCCAGCUACCCCCGGGACUACCUCUUCCUGUCGCAGUGCAAGACUGGGGAUAGGGUCAGUAUCAGAAGUGACAGUUUUUCGAACUCGGAGAGAUCUCUGGAACAGAACUCGUCAGACAACACUAUCGAAGACUCCUUCUCGUCACCUCCAUGCACCGACCCCUGUCCGUCCCCCUUCCCCCUCACAGGACCCUGUCCAUCCCCCUUCCCCCUCACAGGACCCGGUCCGUCCCCCUUCCCCCUCACAGGACCCGGUCCAUCCCCCUUCCCCCUCACAGGACCCGGUCCGUCCCCCUUCCCCCUCACAGGACCCGGUCCGUCCCCCUUCCCCCUCACAGGACCCGGUCCGUCCUCCUUCCCCCUCUCAGGACCCUGUCUGUCCCCCUUCCCCCUCACAGGACCCUGUCUGUCCCCCUUCCCCCACGCCAGGACAUCCGAACCCCCCUUUAGCGCUCCCUGCGCCCCCACCUUUCUUGACAGGCCGUUCAACUUCUCAUCUUCAUCCUCCUCUCCACCAAACCUUCAUCGCACCCCCGACGUUUUUCAGUUCGACAAGCUCUAUUCUUCUCCCCUGUCGGAGGUGAGUGUGGAGGGGCAGACCCCUCCCCCUCUGCCCCCGAAGCCCGUUCACCUGUCGGAGGCCACGGCGGAUGAGGGUGCGGGGGGGUCCCUGGGGGCCGCAGGGGGUCUAGCUGCUCCUCUCCCCAGGAGGAUAUCGCUGUCAAGCCUGGACUAUCCCAGAGGAGAUGUUGAAGGCAGUGCAGUGAGGAACUGGAACAAACGACUAAGUCUUAAUUUGAGUCCCUUUGGAGGCCGACAGAGCUACCUGGACGACUCGUACGUCCCCAUGGCCUCCCCCGCUCUCUGCGGAGGAGAGGCGGGGUCAGACGGCUACCUCCCCAUGAGCCCCAGCUCCAUGAGCUUCACCAGCUCCAGCAUGAGCACAGACUCCGUCUCCCCUCUGGGGCUUCCGGCAGCGCUGGCCCCGCCGCCCGUGAAUCGGGAUCUUAAACCUCGCAGGAGGGCACGACCGCCCCCUCUAGAUCUGAGAGGGCUGUCCACCAUCAGGGAAUGCUCUCACCUUCCUCUGAGCAGGACCAUGACAGAGCCUGGAAGACAUCUGACAGCGGGGGUUAAAGAUCAAGACGUCAGCUGCAGUCCAAUAGAGUCCAGACAGCUGUUCCUCCCAUCGGCCGACACCACAGCCCAGCUCUGGGGCCGGAGAUCCAACCUCGACUACCUUUCUCUGGCCUUCAACCCAGCAUCUCCUUCUCCUGUACAGAAGAAGCCCCUGCUUGCUGAUGAGUACAGGGUGGACUACGUCCAGUUGGAUGAGAAGAAGACCCAGGCACUGAAGUAUACUCAGAUGGAGUGGAAGGAUGUGCGACAGUCCAAGGUGUGAAACAGAUGAUGUCACAAUGACAUCACAAUGUCACACGUGUACGCGCGUUGGCAUGGUCGGAUGAAGAAAGCAAACACACUUUGUAACACACCUGUUCAAAUAUAAACAUUUGAGGAUGGAAAGCGGUGUUGUCGGAAGGUGUCGAAACUCGUUGUCUAUGGUCUGGGG